GGGCAUCAGGAUCUGUUAUUAUCAACCUCGCAAGCUCCCCUCCUGAGGAUUCGUUUGCUCAUCCUGAGAGAAGCAGGUGCAGAGAGACCGCUGUGUUAGCAGCAUAGUGGGAAAGAAUUAAUCAACAAACUCCAAAACCCGACCGGAUAUUGGAUACCACAAUAUGCGGUUAUGACGUAUGACGCUUUACACAUUCCUUUUUAUUCUCCCCACUUUUUUCAUUCUUAAAUAAUUACAUUUUCUUAACUUUGCUCCAGUAUUUUAUCUUUACAAACGAUUUAUUAACAAUGGCCAAAUCCACCUACACUUGGUAUACCGUUGUCGCUCUGGCUCUGAUAGGAUCAUGUGCGAUUGCAGGUCUCGGUCUCAUUGCCAUUUCUGGAUACGAUUUUGCGCUAACCUUUUCCGAGGAAAAAAUGGAAAACAAAAUAAUCGCAGAGAUCAAUCUAAUCAAGGAAAUUGACUGUACGGGCUAUCACAUGGGGAACCACUCGUACUCUUUUGGUCGACGUCCAGAAACGUGUCGCGAUGAAACCAGUCAGAAGGAACCACUCCAAUUCGAAGGGGCUCACACAUACAAACUCAUCUUGAUCUUGUGCCUCUUGGCGAUGAUGAUAUUAGGAUUUGUCCAGUUUAUUGGCUCAACGUAUGUGGUGUGCUCUUGCAGUAAUGGACGUCUCCGAUCAAACGUGAAAGCUUGGCUAAUUUCAGGCAUUUUCAUCUUUCUCAUCGGACUCCUCGGUCUCAUAGUUCCGUUGAGCUACGAUGUUAGUGAGGCCAAACACUUCAGCCUCUCUGGAUUCUCGUCCUAUUUGAAGAAAAAGUUUGGUGCCUUGGUCAACUUGAGGGGUUUGGAGGAAGCUCAUCAACACCUAUUUUUUGUUGCGGUCGGGUGCAAUGAAUGUCUUUUAUUGGUCACGGUACUCCUGCUGACGGCCCUUCUUCCAUGUGGGACGCAACCGUACGAGUCGGUUUACGGUGGACGGUGAACAAUUAAAGAAUUUGAUCCCUUUUCUACGUGCUGUUGGAAUUGUGUUGCAUUAUUUACGUUGUAUUAAAUAUAGUUAUUUAUUAUCUGUAGGUGAAAUCUAUCUGUUUGGGAAUUUCCAUUAUUUUUUCGUUAUACUGAGAAAAUGACCAAUGACAUUGUAUCAUGACAAGUUGACCCGUGCUAAUGCGAAGGUCAAAUUGUUCAGUGUCAUUUAAACUUGUAUUUUAAUGUAUUUAGCGUGUAUUUACUAUGAUGUACAGAGUAUGUAUAUAUAAUAUAAUAACUGCAUUUGUACUGGCUUGACAUCACGAUUUAUUCUUAUUUUAAUUCAUUUUAUGUUCAAUUUGUAAUUCGUCAUCACGCAACCUAACUUCCGGUAUUCACAGUUUCAGAUUGAUCUGAAAAAUAUACUUAUUGAGUUUUUGUUGCUGGUGGGAGGUUGUAGUUUAUCCAGUUUUUCUGAUCACAUUGGAUACAUGCAUGUACAUAUACGCCCUAAUACGUAUAUAUACCGAAUAAAUACGUCGUAGAUUUUAUUUUCGAGUGAAAUGAAGAAUUUUUUAGUCUGUCGACAUUUUUCUUUUGUGUUAAUACUUUCAAGCAUAUUGGUCUCUCCAUCUUUGGGUAAUAAACGACUGGGUGUUGGAUUCAACGAACCGGAACGCACGAUUUUCAGGGAUGACUACGGAACAAGCUUGACCGAUUCGGAUUGUCCAACUCGAGUUGAUGAAAAUCCGAAGUUUACAUUUUCCAAUGAGACCCAUUCGUAUCCUAGCUAUUAUUUUUCACUCUACUGUGUGGCACGUUAUCCAGUUGCAGUAGAGUUUGAUGGAGCUAAGGCACUUCUCUCAACUGUAAGAUUCUUAGUGGCCAACGCCAACCCAGAAAACAUGACAAAUGCCUGCUACGUGAUCCAAAUAAGUCAACAAUUGUACCGAGAUUCGGUCAGUCCUGUAGGAAACUUUACUUGUCGAAGUAUUCACGAUCCCACAAAGUCGUCUUCAAAAUACAUAUUUGCCCAGAGCAGUUGGGGUUGGAGAUAUCAAGGUUCAUUCAAUAUUCGAAAAGAUCAAGUCGUUUACGUGAAUGAGAAUUCUGUGACCAGUUUUGUAAUUCCUUGCAUUGCGAAUAAACCAACUGUGAAAGAUACCAUUCUAAAGAAAGAAGAGACGGGCACCGCGGACGAGAGACGGGUCGAAAGUUUUGCUGGGUUCAAAGUAAAGUACGACCCAUACCAAGGAUUUAUAGUGAACUAUACGAAGCCUAGUCCUCCACUAAUUCUAUCGUCAACGACAUUACGCUCGGAUGCUUCGGACCCUCACGCAACUAGCACCACCACUCACAAAUCACUAGUCUUAUCACCGAGAAUGACCUCAGUUACCGGAAAAUAUGUUUGUGUCGAUGUGAAUAGUCUCACCACGGAGGAUGUAACGGUGAAGCAUGCAGAUUUCCUCGUCUUUCCCAACCAAACCAAUAUUACGUUUGACACGGGAAGUACAACUUUUGAGUGUUACGCUAAUACACCAGUAAGCCUGAGGGUGUUGGAGCCAUCUUCAAAACUGGAUAGAAUUGACAAAGUUAUAAAUUCGAAAUUUGCUUUGUUGGGAUUUACCCACGGAGCGAAAGCUACUUUCUCCACCAAAGAUCUUAAAGCUAUUGGAAGAAUUGGGUGCGUUGAAACCAGUACUGCGAAACACUUGCACGAAUGGACCUUUGACAAUGGGUUUCUUUGCAAGUGCGAGUGGAACAACACUUUCAACGACAGAUAUAACCGGAGAUAUUACUACCCUUAUUCUCAGGAAGAACCAGAAUUUGGAGAAAGUCCAGACUCGUCGGAGCACAACAGGUACAAUAUGGACUGGGACUAUUUCGAUCCUCCCUAUUUUUACAGUGACAUUACGUGCUACAACGAAAAAGCCACUUCAGUCGACUUCACGAUUCAUCACUGCCAGAAUCCAACCGAGUGUGCCUUUUUUCGACAAUCUUGUGACAAGGAUCCACAAAACUGUGCUACAUUCGCGUCAGACUACUAUCAUCGCUACCCAUUCAUAACGACGAAAAUUUCUAAUCGCACAUCCCAAGCAACUAGCUUUAUGCCGGGAAUUAUAUUGUGCAAUGCUGAUGGAUAUUUGUCAAAUAUAAAUAUAAGUACGGAUUGGAAAGGAGGAAUGUAUUUCAAUGACGACUCGCACAAAAGUGACGUAGAAACUAUGCACUUAAGAUCCAGUGAAAGCCACGUUUUUACGGGUGAUAGAAUGCUGUAUUCUUGCUUGGGUACAAGUUCUGACGUGGUAAAUCCAAUCAUUUGGGGCUUUAAAUAUGACGAUGGAUCCUUCAACUAUUCCUAUUAUGCAUUUGACAAUUAUCAAUGGGACGACAGACUAAUGUUAAAUCAAAGAAUUGUUUCAACCAUGAGAGCGACAUACUUGACAAUUCCGGAACGAAAUGGUUCACAGUUGUAUUGCUUUGCGCCAAAGUGGGACUCUAAAACCUGGGCGCAAGCCAGCAUAAAAUUAACUAUUGAAGAUGCUGACGUCGCUGAAAAUCCACCGCAAUGCCCAACGAAGUCCAACCCAUUCAUUGUAAUGUAUCGCAAUAGUUCUUCCUUAAGCAGAACUCGAGUGCGUCUUCCACAUCGUGUGGAUGGCAGGGACGCUCUCGUAUUCGAUCCUGUAGACUCUGUUUCACUCUAUUGCAUGGCAAAGUUCCCAGUGAUUUGGUUCAAAGAUGGAGUAAAUGUCACAGCCGCUCGUGUUUCCCGAGCCAACUGUAAACGUUCUGACGGAAUCGUUAGCGUUCGUUAUUUGUACAAGAGUACCGUUAGCUUUAAAAUCAGUGACUUUAACGCUACUGGGAAUUACACUUGUCAAUCCAUCUCACCACAUAAGUCACGCCAAACGUCAACUUAUAUUUACGCGAUGAGCCCAUCAAACAGGACAACUUUUGUAGAUGAAGGAAAACAUCACAUAAUUCGCUACCAGUGGACUAACCAUUCUGACGAUUGGAAUACAAAAAAGUGGGUGGUUUUGCCCUGUCGAUUGAACACUCCGGAUAUAAGACCAUUCCUGUUUCUAGACAUUCCCGAAGAGGAACGCAUAGAGAAAGUACCAAUCAACAAGAUGUACUUGCGGUUUAACCCAAAGGUCGGGUUCUCAAUAGACGUUACAUACCGAAAAGUAAUACGUGGGAACAAAACAAUAUUUUUCUGCUCGGACCAUGAAGAUGGCUCCUUUAUCGGGACUAUGAUUACACUCGAAUUGGUUUACGAGAAUCCAAACCCACCUCAAAAUAUGACCCUGACUACGACACAAUCCCCUGCAAUGCCAACAACGCAUAGCCCCACGACACCCACAACCCCACCUACGACUCAUGACCCACACCAUGUUUCUGCAGCAUCGACGGAUAACUCAUCACAAAACAAUUCCGGAUUUAUCGUUGUAACGGUCUUGCUGUCGGCUGUUUGUGUCGGAUGUGUGGGUGUCAUUUUCUUUUUGUACAAAAAAGUUCAGAUGCAGACAAGUAAAACAUUCCCCACGUCGUCGCAAGAGCUCGACUGGACGCGAGCCUUGCAACACAACGCUUCUCAUCCUCCUCCUCCUCCCACUGCGAAUGGAAAUGGUGUCAUUAUUGGGAACGGAAUUCACUCCAGUAGUUCUACCAUUAUGAAUCCGAGCUUCAUUGAGACUCCGAAUAUUCUCGAGUCUUUGGACAGCAAUAGUUUAAUAGCAAAUGAACAGGUAAAUAAUGAUAAUGAGUGCCUGGUAGAUAUUGGUGGUGGUUAUGCUGAUCAAGAUCGGAGUUUAUCAAGCUUGUCAGAUAAUGAUUUCGGGUACAAGAAGUUGUAACUUUAACAAAAUUGUUUAAUUUCAAGAAAACCUUAAUCUACAUUUAACUCGUUUAUAUUAAUGCUAACAAUAAAUACUUUAUAUAAUUACAAGUCGUCA
Messenger RNA from Folsomia candida, 4935 nucleotides. RefSeq lists its product as uncharacterized. The transcript is spliced from 17 exons. The record is from RefSeq and is a predicted model, not a curated record. Lineage: Eukaryota; Metazoa; Arthropoda; Collembola; Entomobryomorpha; Isotomidae. The coding region runs from base 1540 to 4836 and encodes 1098 amino acids.